UACCAGCAAUAUUUGGAAAUAGUUCCUUGUGUGUCUCUCUACAACAGUCUGUAUCUUCUAUAUUCAGUAAGUGAUACUCCGCAAUAGAGGACUGUAAUAAUGGCAGAGCACAAAGAAUAUCAGUGGCUGAUGCAACAUUAUAUUCGCACAUAUCAGUGUAAAGUGUGUUUCCACACAUAUUUCUGGAACAAUACGAAUAAUUGUCAACCGUCGACGAAAACAUUGGCCAAAUUACACGAGCACUUAAUUCUUAAACAUUCAGAAACAUACCAUCGCCUGAAAGACAUAUCACAUAAUAAGCUGCUGCAAUGUUACAGUUCGAAAUUAAACUGCCAAGACUGUCUUGCAGGGUUCGAGAAUAACACGAACAGUUUGCAACCGUCUAGAGAAACAUUAAUACAAUUAAAAGAGCACUUAUGCGAUAACCAUAACAAACAAUAUGAUCCCGAACAUAACACAGAAUAUAAUGUAAUUAAAGUGAAACUGGUUCCACUACGUCCCUUUAUACUAAAACAUUAUUCAUAUUUAAAAGGAAAUCUGCUAAAAUGCAAUAAUUGCUUUCAAAUAUUUUGCAUCGCUGGAAUCGACGGUAGACUUUAUGUGGAACUACUUAAUCAUUUAAGAUAUGAACAUUGCAACAAAUUAACAGCAGUAGAAAGGAAUGAAUCAAAAGUAGCUUGGUAUUGGGAUUACUUCACACAGAACAAAGGACAAGCAGAAUGCAUGAUUUGUGAAAAAAAAUAUGGCACAUCCACUAGUCAUGAGUGGCUGGCUUCUCAUCUCGUAAAAGUCCACAAGAAAACCUAUCCAACUUUGAGCAUUGCUACGGAUGAGACGGAGGAUUCGAUGGACACAGAUAUGAGAACAUCUACAGGAAAAGAGAACGUUGAAGAAACCGCAGCUUCUUUAUGUACGGAUAUGCCCACAAUGACACAGAAGUGACAAGAGCUCUUAACGAGACUAGACGAGAGAAACCGUCGAUUAUUGGCUGGCGAAGGGACGAUCUUCACCGUAUGGUACGCAGGGUGUUACCACCUCGAAUUCCUUGCUCGCAUAUCUUCGAAAAUCGCAAAUACAGAGAACAGGCGUCGGGAAAGGAGGCGGGGGAAAUUUCUAUACUUAUAAAUAGAAAUAGUUUGACAAUAAGUGUUAUUUUCAUGUACCAAGCGAUAAAUAAAUCAGCUACAUAAGUAUCAUAUAUAAGUAUUACUAUUAAGACUUUGAUUAAUUAUAUUAAUCCAUUAAAAUUAAUAUUUUUGGCUGAAUAA
This is a messenger RNA of Vollenhovia emeryi, 1268 nucleotides long. RefSeq lists its product as uncharacterized. Gene Ontology annotation, molecular function: DNA binding. Lineage: Eukaryota; Metazoa; Arthropoda; Insecta; Hymenoptera; Formicidae. The transcript has 3 exons. The record is from RefSeq and is a predicted model, not a curated record. Bases 100 to 942 code for a protein of 280 amino acids.